AAGUAUAAAAAGCCAAGGAGCGAUGCCCAGUCGACAUCAUUUGACAAUCGUCAACCACCCGGAGACGAGUCGUCCAUCUUCAGCCAGCAGCCAUGAGUCGUUCUAUUCUGUUAAAGUGUCUGUGUGUCCUGAUGGCCGUUUUGGCUUUGGCCGAGGCCGGCCGCCAACGCCGGCAGCUUAUCAAUGCCAUCGUCGGAGCCGCUUUGGGAUCAUCCGGUUACGGCCAACCUUAUUACGGUGGUGGUUAUGGUGGCUACAAUCAGGGUUACGGAAACUAUGGCGGUGGCCGGCCUUCUGGAUACGGCGGAUAUAAUCAGGGAUACAAUCAGGGAUACGGUUACAAUCAAGGAUACAACCGCCCGUAUUCCUAUAAUCAACAGCAGGGAUACUACGGCGGAAGACCCACCAACUACUACGGUUAAUUUAUUAUUAUGACAUUCAUUUUGAAUAUGACAAAUUGUAUACGUUGAGGCUGCUACAAUGUUGUACGCCAUUAUUAUUAUCAUUAUUAAAUUUGUUCUUUCAUC
Messenger RNA from Daphnia pulicaria, 527 nucleotides. RefSeq names its product prisilkin-39-like. NCBI's taxonomy places the organism in Eukaryota, Metazoa, Arthropoda, Branchiopoda, Diplostraca, Daphniidae. The record is from RefSeq and is a predicted model, not a curated record. The coding region runs from base 93 to 422 and encodes 109 amino acids. The transcript has 3 exons.